Phaeodactylum tricornutum CCAP 1055/1 is the source of this 1182-nucleotide messenger RNA. RefSeq lists its product with no specific name. Bases 1 to 1182 code for a protein of 393 amino acids. Gene Ontology annotation, molecular function: N-acetylgalactosaminide beta-1,3-galactosyltransferase activity. NCBI's taxonomy places the organism in Eukaryota, Bacillariophyta, Bacillariophyceae, Surirellales, Neidiaceae. The record is from RefSeq and is a predicted model, not a curated record. The transcript has 3 exons.
AUGGGUUUGCGGACUCUUCCGGUCCUUUCGUCGUCGCGACUCGUCAGCAUGCUCAUGCUUUUGAACGUUGUCACAAUAUUACAUUAUUUCCAGGCACAAACGCACCUUUACGAUGCGGAGGCCUCCCGGUACUUUACCGAGUCCUCCGGGACGCUGCAAACCCACAGUGCUCCUUCGGACGGCAUCACCAACGCCAGACUGACAGUUGUAAAUUACGCCCCGCGCGUCAAACUCACCAAGCCCGUCCAGACACGCUCGGAUGAACGGAAAUUCCUGAGUUACUUUUACCUGAAAGAAGCGGGCAAGCAUCCCUUCCAAGGUGCCCUGGAUGCCCAAGGCCGGUCUGGUUUCCACUACGACGUCACCAGUUUACGACGGAGCCCGCCCUCCUUCGUAGACAGCUUUCCCAAUCUCACGGCCGAGUGUCUCCGGCGCGAUGACGAAUACUACGCACUCCAAAGACUUCGGAUUCAUUCGCCGUCACCAGAACAAUCAACUACCGCCACUCGACGACUAUCGCAAUCGUCUACUCCGGCGAGAAUACUCUGUGUCGUCUACAGCAGCGAGCCCUUUCACCACAAGCUGCAGGCCGCUCGACAGACCUGGGCUCCCAAGUGUGACGGCUUCUUCGCUGCGUCCAACGUAACCGAUCCCACCUUUGAUGCGGUCAACAUUGUCCACAAUGGUCCGGAACAGUACAACAAUAUGUGGCAGAAGGUACGCUCCAUUUGGGCUACGCUGUACGAGUUGUACUAUGAGGAUUUUGACUGGUUCCAUCUUGGCGGUGACGAUAUGUGGCUUCUAGUCGAGAAUUUGCGUAUGUAUUUGGAAAGUGACGAGAUUCAAGCCGCUGCCAACGGAGGCUUUUCCGACACGUUACCACUAGGGGUGCAAUCGGGCAACAAUAACAGUACUCGGAUACAACCAGACCAGGUGCCCUUGUAUCUGGGGAGCCGUCUUGCCUUUCGGAAGAAUAUACGAACCUUGUACAACACGGGCGGACCGGGAUACACUCUCAACAAGGCGGCGUUGAAGCUCCUCGUGACGGAAGGAUUGCCCGUCAUGCACAGUCAGCUACGAACCUCUGCCGAGGAUUUGCGAGUAGCCGAGGUUUUCCGACGAUUCCGCGUCUUGCCGUACCCGACACACGAUCGCGACGGAGCGUCGCGUUCCAUGGUAUAA